Molecule: messenger RNA, 684 nt
Organism: Lactuca saligna
Lineage: Eukaryota; Viridiplantae; Streptophyta; Magnoliopsida; Asterales; Asteraceae
Source: the annotation of a GenBank genome assembly
AUGGGUACUGAAAAUAGUACCAUUCCAUCUGAAGCAGAAUUCAAGCUCCUUAGUGAUGCUUAUAGCCUUUCUCCGCCUGAUGGGGUUGAGUUCCAAUUGCCUGAUUUGAUGAUCUUAUCUCCUCCCCCAGGCAAGGUGGGUGUUUAUUUGAAAACCCUCGAUAAUGGAUUGUGCCUCCCUCUCACUAAUUUUCAAGAUAAGCUUUUGCAUAAAAAUGGGUGUAGCAUCCAAAUGUUCACUCCAAAUGUUGUCAACAAAGUAGUGGCGUUUAAGAUGAUUUGUCGAGCCAAUCGGAUGCUUCCCAAUUACUUUGUCUUCAAGUACUUCUUUAGGUUCUAUGCUACAAGAGACAAAUAUACAUUCUAUGUCCGGCAAGGGGGCACACCUUGGUUCCUAAUGGUAAGACCCCCAAUAAUUAAUAGCAAGACAAGUGGAUGUGGGUCAACCAAGAUCAGGUCGGCCGUGGGCGGUAUCGGGCAAACAACUUUGCUAAGAGUUGGUGGUGAUGGCGAAGGUGAUGAUGGCGAUGACAACAACGGUGGUGGCGUCAAUGGUGCUAAUGGUGGUGCUGGUGGUGGUGUGGUGGUGAGAAGCGAUGGUGUAGGGGGUUCGCCGGCUAUUAUGCCCGUUGGAGCGUCGGGUACUGAUGUAACCCGUAUAAUGUGGUUGUUCUUGGCCUCGUAA